CUUCUCUACAAAUUUGUUGGCCCCUGUUUUUACGCAAUUUUCAUACCUGAUUUUGGGUCACCCAAGAUCCAGACCCGCUAUAUGUAGAGAAAACGGAGAUCCGACUGUGAUUGGGGAAAAAGGAAGCAGAAAGCCGGAGACAUAAUUGAGACAAGGAACGGGAGGCGAUUUAGAGAGGAAGAGAAAUGUCAGUGGAGCCUCCUCCUUUUCAGGAAGCUGCGCGCUGCGACGUCUGCAAAUGCAGCUUCAACACCUUCAGGCGACGUGUACUCUAUUCUUACUCUUUCUUUUCCCAUUUUCUUUCUUCAAUUUCCGUGUUUCUCUCUUUCGAAUCUUGUUCAACGCGACCACCCCUUUUUUUCACAUAUUUUUUUAUGUAUUUUGAGGUCUUCAGUUCAUAGAUUACCAAAUCUGGGAGCGGAUCUUUAAUAUAUAUUGAGAUGAUCCUUUUUCUUUUUGUUUGAUUGGAAAUUGAAGAAAUUGUACCGAUAGAGAUAAAGAUGAGCAUAGAAAAAUCCAACAUACAAACCAAUCUGAUUUUUGCCCAUGAUGGGGAAUGUUUCUAUCCCCGGAGGGAGUCUGGAGACAGGGAAUAGAUUAAUCUUCCCCUCCCAAAAGCAGAUUUUUGAUUUGUUGCCAACUAUAAAACGAGUGGAACGGGUAAAGUCUAUGUCUCCUUGAGAAAUAUCUUUCCAAGGGCAUUGGUGAAAGCACCUAAUCACAAAAUUGGCAUCCCAUUCUUUGGAUUGAGGAUCUUUAAUGUAUAUAUUGAGAUCAUGAGAGUAGAAAGAUCCUUUUCUUUUUGUUUGGUUGGAAAUUGAAGAAAUUGUACCAAUAGAGAUAAAGAUGAGAAUAGAAAGAUCCAACAUACAAACUAAAUCUGAUUUAUGCCAUAAAGUGUCAAAUUUCCUAGGAAAUAUCAUAAGCACUCAUCCAAUAGAGUUUUGUUAUUCAAAAAGACCACACCCAUUCAUCAGCCCAAACCCCCUCAUAUCUAGGCUUACACACCUGCCUCCAAACUCUCAAGUGGUCUCUCUUCCGUUCACCAAUACUUGAUCAAUGCAAGUCUCUUUGAAUUUUCUCAAUCCCAGAUGCAACAUCGGAUGGGAUCUUCAAGAUGGAAAGGCGAUAAAAGAAAUAUGAGCAAGGAAGGCCUGAAUUCCCCCAAGAGCAUCAUUGCCGAUGUUGCGGGAGAACUUUGUGUCAUGAACAUUCAUCAAAUCAAAUGGCUUUGCCACAAUUUGGUCUUCACACGUCUGUUAGAGUUUGCUCUGACUGUUUUAAUGACUCCUCCCGAUUGGGAAAAGUUGAUCCAGUGGCCUCUUUAGAUGGGAUUAAUUCUGUUGUGGAUUCAGUUGCAACACUGAACAUCAAUCCAGAUGUAGAUCUGAAGACUGGUGAACCAACUACAGUGCAUAACCCUGUUUCAGGCAUUUCAGAUUGCAAGUGUGGGAUGCCUUUAUGCAUUUGUGAAGUUCCAGCUGCACCUGUAGAGACAGUUCCCUUGCAGAGGAAAACUAUUGCCAUCUCUACCACUCAUUUGAACCCAAAACCAAAAAAGACUGACUGCAAUCUGAAGAAUAGAGGUUCCACUUCAAACAGCAAGCAUGGGUUGGUUUCCAAUCUUGGGCAGGUAAGCAACAGUAGUUUGGAUAAACCUCAGAUGGAUUAUGAUGCUAAUGGGGAGGGUUUAAGAGAAGCUAUCAAAAAUAGUGACACUGCUGCAGUCAAGAAGCUUCUGAGUCAGGGUGUUGAUGCAAAUUACUGUGACAAGCAAGGAUUGUCCGUGCUACAUCUGGCGGCACUCUUUAAUCAAACUGAUAUAGCUUUUAUUCUCAUGGAAUCUGGAGCAAGUCUGGAGCACAAGAAUGCACAGGGAGAAACACCACUGGAUUGUGCUCCUGCUACGCUGCAGUACAAGAUGCGGAAGAAGAUGGAAGAAGGUGGGCAGAAGGGCUAAACCCAUGUCAUCUGAGAGAAGUGUUUUUGUACAGGGCUAACCCCCUCUCUCAUCUGUGAGAAGCAUUUCUCUUGUAUCCUAAGCUUGUGUGCGAACCUUUGUUUCUUUAUUUAAGAACAUUUCUCUUGAUUGGGUUCCAACUGCUGGGCUGCUGGACUGCUGGUCAGGUACACAAACGCAUUUGCAGACACAGCAGUACAAGAAAUUCGUGGAGAAUGAAUGCCCAUGCUAAAAGUUUGUUGUAAAGUACUCUUUUACAAAAAAUAUAAAAACGUUUUAGCUAGCUGUUAGCCUUGGAGGAUAGUGGAACUGAAGUCAAAGAAGCCAACGCUGUGAGUUGUAAGCCCUAUUAGCCAAUUAAUAGUCGCCAAUUAUUAAAGUUCGCUUUUUGGCUGUAAAACGAUUGAAACAGAUGUAUCUUUUUUUUUUUUUUUUGUGCAUUUAAAGAGGUGGAAAAAUGUUACUCUCCCUUUUACAUUUA
Molecule: messenger RNA, 2441 nt
Organism: Vitis vinifera (wine grape)
Lineage: Eukaryota; Viridiplantae; Streptophyta; Magnoliopsida; Vitales; Vitaceae
Exons: 10
Coding region: 1226-1960 (244 amino acids)
Biological process (GO): protein transport to vacuole involved in ubiquitin-dependent protein catabolic process via the multivesicular body sorting pathway; protein targeting to vacuole
Cellular component (GO): ESCRT-0 complex
Molecular function (GO): ubiquitin binding; phosphatidylinositol-3-phosphate binding; metal ion binding
Source: RefSeq, a predicted model, not a curated record